UUGUAAGUUUUCUUUCCCUUCAUUUUCUUUCUCUCACAAAUCACUCCAAAUUUCACAAAACCCGAACCAAAACAACCAAUCACUCUUUCUUCUCCAAUUUUCCGAUUCCAAUGGCUUCUUCUUCCGACGAAGGUUACGCGAUCGAACUUUACAUGGAUCCAGCACUCGAAAACCAAGUUCUCAAAGCAUGGAACGUUCUCGCUCGCCGUCAAAUCAGUACCGAACUAAUCGAAAUCGGUUCACGACCACACAUCACACUCUUCUCAACUCCUUACCUUCUCGAACCUUCCAAACUCGAAUCCAUUCUCAAAACCCUAACUUCUAAAUUCGAUCCAUUUUCUCUUUCUUUCUCUUCAAUCUCUUCUUUUUCUAAUGAUAACAAUACUCUAUUUCUCUCACCUACUCCUUCAAUCUCUCUUCUCAAUUUUCACUCCAAUUUAGUUGAUUCCAUUGUUAAAGAAGGGAUUGAAGUUUCUGAUGUGUUUUCGGUUGGAAAUUGGAUUCCUCAUUGUGAAGUUGCGAAUCAUGUUCCUAAAUUGAGAAUUGCUGAAGCUUUUACUCUUCUUAGAGAUCUUAAAUUGCCUGUUACUGGUUAUGCUGUUGAUGUUGCUCUUGUUCAAUUCAAUCCGGUUCGUGAGAUUUUCUCCUUUGUUCUUGGUAACAAUAGUAAUAAUAUUAUUGAGAAUUGAAUCCUUUGUUUGUAUGUUAGCUUGUUGUAAUAAGAUUGUUGUUGUUGUUAUGUUAUUCUUAAUUUGGAACUUUUUUUUUUUUUGGAGGAAUUGUUUAUGAAUUAUGAUGAUUAGUUUUAGAAUAUUGGAAUUUUGAUGAUUAGCUAUGAAGCACAUGAUACUGACAUUGACAUUGGUAAAAUUUUGGAAUUUAUGUUGUUGAUGCUGAUUGAGUUAUUCGUAAAUUGGAACUUUUCGGAGGAA
Messenger RNA from Trifolium pratense (red clover), 932 nucleotides. RefSeq lists its product as uncharacterized. The record is from RefSeq and is a predicted model, not a curated record. Lineage: Eukaryota; Viridiplantae; Streptophyta; Magnoliopsida; Fabales; Fabaceae. Bases 111 to 689 code for a protein of 192 amino acids. The transcript has a single exon.